GUCUUCAUGAGUCUUCUUCUUCGUCCAAUUUGAAUUUUCUCCGCACACGAGAGUUGAAUUUUGAUUUUCGGCUUCUUUCUUUUUAUGGUCUCCGGUCCCUUAGGGUUUAUUCUUCUGCAGAUCUCACGAUGAGCGUUGCGAAAUCGCAAAUAUGGCAGCCAUGCAAGAAGAAGAGGACACGAGUUGGUAAGUAUGAGCUUGGAAGAACUUUGGGUGAAGGAACUUUCGCUAAGGUCAAAUUCGCUAGAAAUGUUGAGAAUGGUGAUAAUGUCGCUAUUAAGGUUAUUGAUAAAGAGAAAGUUUUGAAAAAUAAGAUGAUCGCUCAGAUCAAGCGUGAGAUUUCGACUAUGAAAUUGAUCAAGCACCCAAAUGUCAUUCGUAUGUUUGAGGUGAUGGCUAGCAAAACUAAGAUCUACUUCGUUUUGGAAUUCGUGACUGGUGGGGAGCUUUUCGAUAAAAUUUCAAGCAAUGGGAGAUUGAAGGAAGAUGAAGCGAGGAAGUACUUCCAACAGCUUAUUAAUGCGGUUGAUUAUUGCCAUAGCAGAGGAGUUUAUCAUAGAGACCUUAAGCCAGAAAAUUUGCUUUUGGAUGCUAAUGGUGCUUUGAAAGUGUCUGACUUUGGAUUGAGCGCUCUACCUCAGCAAGUUCGAGAGGAUGGGCUACUUCACACAACCUGUGGAACACCCAAUUAUGUUGCUCCGGAGGUAAUCAACAACAAAGGUUAUGAUGGAGCGAAGGCUGAUUUGUGGUCUUGUGGAGUAAUUCUCUUUGUCUUAAUGGCUGGUUAUUUACCUUUCGAAGAUUCUAACCUGACGUCAUUAUAUAAAAAGAUAUUCAAAGCAGAAUUUACUUGCCCUCCCUGGUUCUCUGCAAGUGCUAAGAAGUUAAUCAAAAGAAUUUUGGAUCCCAAUCCAGCAACGAGGAUUACAUUUGCUGAGGUCAUUGAAAAUGAGUGGUUUAAUAAAGGGUAUAAAGCACCUAAAUUCGAGAAUGCUGAUGUCAGCCUUGAUGAUGUUGAUGCAAUCUUUGAUGACUCAGGGGAGUCUAAGAAUCUUGUUGUGGAGAGGCGAGAAGAAGGACUCAAAACACCAGUAACUAUGAAUGCUUUUGAGCUCAUCUCGACAUCCCAGGGUCUCAAUCUCGGUUCACUUUUCGAAAAACAAAUGGGGCUUGUGAAACGAAAAACUCGGUUUACUUCCAAAUCUUCAGCUAAUGAGAUAGUCACAAAAAUUGAGGCUGCGGCAGCACCUAUGGGGUUUGAUGUCAAGACAAAUAACUACAAGAUGAAGCUGACAGGAGAGAAAUCAGGCCGCAAGGGUCAGUUGGCAGUUGCCACUGAGGUUUUUCAAGUUGCUCCAUCUCUUUACAUGGUUGAAAUGCGAAAAUCAGGGGGUGACACCUUGGAAUUCCACAAGUUUUACAAGAACCUUACCACGGGACUUAAGGAUAUUGUUUGGAAAACCAUCGACGAAGAGAAAGAGGAAGGAACCGAUGGUGGUGGUACUAAUGGUGCCAUGGCUAACCAGACAAUUGCAAAACAGUCGGCAUAAACUGUUUACUUUUUUUCUAAUAUAGAUUUUUUUCGUUAUAAAUUACUAUAGUAGUGCGAGUGGUUUUGAAGUUAUACAAAGGAAGCGUCAAGAAGUGAAGCAAAGCAAGUUUGAAACUAUAUUGGGGAAUGGGGAUUAUUGAUAUUUUAAUGUUGUUUGAUUCCAUGGAAUGUUGUGAAUAGCAUAUGCGUGUUGCGAGUAUCUUGAAUCGAUUGACCGGAAAGUAAAAGCUUUUCAAAUUU
This is a messenger RNA of Arabidopsis arenosa, 1792 nucleotides long. The record is from the annotation of a GenBank genome assembly. Lineage: Eukaryota; Viridiplantae; Streptophyta; Magnoliopsida; Brassicales; Brassicaceae.